Messenger RNA from Oryzias melastigma (Indian medaka), 5518 nucleotides. It is a transcript of the gene foxn1, whose product is annotated as forkhead box N1. Bases 845 to 2515 code for a protein of 556 amino acids. The record is from RefSeq and is a predicted model, not a curated record. Gene Ontology annotation, molecular function: transcription cis-regulatory region binding; DNA-binding transcription factor activity, RNA polymerase II-specific. NCBI's taxonomy places the organism in Eukaryota, Metazoa, Chordata, Actinopteri, Beloniformes, Adrianichthyidae. Gene Ontology annotation, biological process: regulation of transcription by RNA polymerase II. The transcript is spliced from 9 exons.
AUGGACAUACCUCCUUAUUCCUUUUAUCUCUCAAAGCUUUUGCAGUUAAAUAUGUCAAUUUUCAUUUAAUUUAUGAAGAAACAAUUUAAAUGAGGCCUGUAUGGAGUGCUAUUAGUGGUGUAGUAAAAACAAUUUCAUAUCCAUCAACAGUUGACUAUCUGGUAGUUGUUCGUCAGAGGAGCUUGCAGUUAGAAGUUUUUAUUUCCCCCGUCUGGUAUAUUGCAUUUACUCUCACAGCUUUAAAGGCAUCCUGCAUGUAUUUGCUUGUGCGUGUUUAUUUAAACACUCAACAGUCGAGUGAAACUAAAUCACAUUUAAGUCAGCCUUUGCCAUGGGCAAGCUCAGAAAGCAGGGCACAGUGCCCACUCCCCGCCGCUGGCUGUGAUCACUGCUGUAUCUUGUGUCCCAUUCAGACAAGUAGCCAUUCAGCAAGGCAAAGAAAGACUGAUGGAGGGAGGAGAAGAGUGCUGCCAGCUGCCAAUGACUGCACCACUAGAUCUUUGGGAACCUGUUGCAGCAGGUUUUUCUUUCGGAAUAUCUUAUUGCUGGGCUAGCCUGGACGAGUGCCAGACACACACACACACAGUCACACGGAAAAUGAGGAUGAUAUUCCGGGCUGCCAAAAUCUGAAACCCAUCCAUCAACUGUUUUCAUACACAUUUAGUCAGGCAAUCUGAUCGAAGUGCCUCACUGUCAGGGUGACGGUGGAUAGAGGUGCACAGACCUGAGAGGGAAAUGGACUCGGCAGAGGUUGCAGGUCUGAGAAGGAAAAUCUGACGGGAGCGACAAACAAGAAGAGAGCGUCUAUCAAAAACCAAGUGUAAGAGACAGAAUUGCACACAGAAUGUCACAGUCCCCAACAUUUUCCCUUGGCAGCAGCAGCAGCAGCAGCAGCAGCAAGUGUCAAGCAUCGGCCCCUCAGACCAGAGGGCACAGGGAUGCCUGCUUCCCUGAGCAAGAAAGUACCACCUUCCACUUGAGAACUCCAACUCUGACCAGACAACACAGUGCUGAUGGUACCAUCCGCUCUGAAUCCGAAUCAGCACCAGAAAGAGGGCCAGUGAACCGCUUCCAUCCAUACCGCCGACAGUUCAGCGAUGGGGCGAUGGAGGCCGCCGGCUUUCUCCAUCAGUGCUCUUCAGCCUUCAACAGCCUGCAGGAAGUGUGCAGUCCUGAAGUUUGCUUGCACAGUAGUGAUGUACCAACGACCUGGAACAGUUACAGCAGCAGCACUCAGGGCUCAUUCUCAGAGCUUCCAGCUACACAACUGGAGCCCACCAGCUUCCAGAGACAUCCAUCGUACGGCUCACUGAGCCCCUUGCAGCAGGUCCAGUCUAAACUGUAUCCCAAUGGCGACCAUCCAAACAGCUCCAAAUAUGGCGUCCAGACGCCGUCGUCACAAACACACCAGGAGACACAGUCUUCUUUCCCAAAGCCUAUUUACUCAUACAGCAUCCUGAUUUUCAUGGCUCUGAAGAACAGUAAAACAGGGAGUCUUCCAGUCAGUGAGAUCUACAGCUUCAUGACUGAACACUUCCCAUAUUUCAAGACAGCUCCUGACGGAUGGAAGAACUCCGUGCGGCACAACCUGUCUUUGAACAAAUGCUUUGAGAAGGUGGAGAACAAAAACGGGAGCGCUUCUCGUAAAGGAUGUCUGUGGGCUCUCAAUCCGGCCAAAGUAGAGAAGAUGCAGGAGGAGCUGCACAAGUGGCGCCGCAAAGACCCCAUGACGAUCCGCAGAAGCAUGGCAAGGCCAGAAGAUCUCGAUCAUCUUGUGGGAGAGAAGCCAGACAAAUUCAGGCGCCUGCCACCUUACACCAGCACAGCUUUACUGUCCAGAGUGGCCCCUCUCUGCAGCACCACCUCGCCAACUUCUGCUCCGACCCAGUUUCAGCCAACGUGCCACCACACGAGAAGUUCGCAGUACUCCCACAUUCAACCCCAGCAGCCCUACUACCUCCCCCCGACUGCUGCUCACCCCAGCAACUCCUUUGCUCUGUACUCGCCCUGUGAAGCACAUCCUGCAGCGGGAGUGCCAGCAGCCACCGGCAGUCUGAACUCCCCGAUUGCUGGGAAGAUGCCUCCAGUUUUCAACGCCGCCCUGCAGGCUGAGUACAGUGUCAGUCCGAGGGGCAUGCAGGACCUGCUGCUGGAGGGAGACGCCAGUUAUGACAUAGACGCCCUCAACCCCAGCCUCACCGACCUGCAGCUGCACGGUAACGUGUGGGAGGAGCUAAGGGAUGACAGUCUGGAAUCCGAGUCUCACGUUGCCACGGCAACCUCUUCAGCCACCUUUCUCUUACAGGACCACUGCCCACAGGCUGGCUUUAUGCAGGUCCCAUCCUCUUUCAGUCACAACACGGCAAGCAUCCCAGCAGGCCGCUGUAAAGCCGAAUACGAGGACAGGAACACGGACAGAAGUUGCUGGAAUGGACUGCAUCCGGUCGCGUAUUCGGGAGUUGAGAGCCUGGCAGGAUAUCUUACGUCCUGCACUACAUCCCUGUCCUUGGUGUAAAGUCCUCAGUUUCUCCUUUAACUUAACUGUUUUGUGCAAGCCAGGAUCAAGAGUAUUUUUUCAUGCAGCUUUGUGAUUUUUUUUCCUUUGGCUUGGUGGCUUUGACCCAUCGAAACCCCCGUUUAUCACUAUGUGACAAACAAUAUAGAGGACCAAUGUUAAGACUUUGCAUUUACAGUCAAAUGAUGGUGUUUCUGCUUAUUUAAAAUAACUUUUGUUUCUUAGAAAAAGCGAUUAUAGCCUAUACAAAAGGAGCACAUUUAAAUAUUUAAGCUUAUUCUGGAUUUUCAAAGUGUUUAAUUAAAUAGAGCAUCAGUGGAGGAUCUCUCAUAUAUAUCUGCAGUUUUUAAUGCAAAAAUUGUCUCUUAAACAAUCCCACCUCAAUGUGCGGAUCAAAGAAAUGCAGAGCAGUUUCCCUCCUUGCUGAGGCUGGACAUCAAAAUACUUUCUCCAAAUCCUGAAGUAGAGUCAAAGCAACAGGACUUAAAAUCUUCCUCGGAUUGAUGAAGCCACUUGGAUGAGCAGCGAAACGUUUCAAGGAAGAAGAUUUUACACAUCAAGACAACGCCACCUGGAUAAAUGAUUCACGUCCAAACGACAGAGACUCACACAUCGGCAACUAUUUAAUACAGGCGAGUAUCCAGCCUCAAGUUAGAACAUUUCUGAUGAAAUGUGUUAUUAGAUUCUUUUGAACAGGUUUCUAUUUAUUUACCUUUAACUGAACGUUUUGUUUCACAAAGGGUUUUUUUUUUCUCAAGUCGUGUAAUUUAUGUGCGUUGUCUUGUUUUGUUGUUUGUAAUUGUAUAAAUUCUCAUCUUUUUAUGUAAAAACUUAAACAAAUUCCAGGUUUAGCAUCAGUGGAAUUGAAUACUGUUGUCUUCAAUCGUUAUUUUUGCAAUGCUUUCUAAAUGACACUAAACAAGGUGCAUCCAUGCUGUUUUUCUCACUUUUGGUGCCAAAUUAGGACAGCUUUAAGUUUUAAGUUGUGUUAUUUUGAAAAGUGAAUGACAACAACUUGAAACUCAAACUUACACUCUAGUGUUGGAUAUAGGUGCAUUAGUGAGCAUCUUUUGCAUCGGAGUCUUACCUGUACUUCGACAGACACAAACUUCAUGAUCAUUUUUUCACUAUAAUUUUUGGGAAGAACAGAGUGCUGUUUGCCAGAAAUGUAGCAUUCAAUAGCCAAUAAAAAAUAUUACCUUUAACCCUGUAAAGCCUACUAUAUCAAAUAAUUGAUAGAAAAUUCAUAUUUUGACAGAAUUAAGAUGUAUUUUAAAUUCAUUUGAAAAAAAUCAAUUGGAAAUUUUGCAACAUCCUAUUGUUCAUGAAAUAUAGAUAUUCUUAAUUAUGAUAGGUUGCUGGGUGACUUGGUAAACCUUUGCGGAACACAAUGUUAGCUUAUAUGGAAAAAAAUGUUGACAUGGAUGUUAAAAAAAAAAAAAAUCUCCUUCUUUACCCACCGUUUCAAAUUUGAUACAUUUUAACAUGAUUGUAUUAGAAAGAAUUAUCAACAAAUUUUACACUCUCUCAAUACAGCUAGUAGCCAUAAAAAAUAUAAAUAACAAUUCAUGAGUUAUUCCCACCAUAAAGUUUUAAAAGUUAGUUAAACUUUUUCCCGCCAAAAGUAUUUUUGAGAUUACAUGGAGGCAGCCAUUGUGACAUGAGCAUGAAAAGCCCUUCUACUGCUCCUAGUGGAAUGAUGAUGAACUAAAGGGCAGGAAAACAUGGACUAGGAUAAAUACAAGUGGCUUUUUAAGGAAAGUUUUGACCAUGCUAUUGAGACUGGGGUCUUAGAAAUAUAUCAGUCAAAUAUGAUACAAAUGGCUUUAUGGGGUUAAAUGUUUGAGGCGACUUAUGAGCUAUUAUAUGUUACUUUUGCAAAAUACAUCUUGAAUCACUUGGAUGUUUCCAUUGUGGACAUUUUGUUUACAACAAACACUUUAAUCAGGUUUUGAUUUUCUAGCAGAAAUGAUCAAAGUUUCCACUGUCAGGGUGUGCACAGGGCCUGAAAAUCCCACCUUCAUCAUUCUGAAAAUUCACAUUAACUGUAUAGCAGAACUGGACUGGGUGUGUGUGAGGUCACCUACACAAAAUGCCUUUCUUCAAGCGACAGUAAAAUGAAACCAAUUUCGUUGCCAUUCUUCUGUGAUUUUUACGUCGCCAUGUUGGAGCCAGACGCCAGUGAUUGGUCUAAAUUGGUCUGAGACAACGUUUCUAUGGCAACUACUGUCACCAACCAGGAGUCAGCUUGUUGGAAGUCCACACUUAUUCCACUUAAAGUUGAUCAGGAGAAUCAAACGUUCAAGGUGGGGCCAGCGGGCUCAACCUGCUUUAACUGGGGCAUCUGAUUGGUCAGUUUAUAACUUAACUUGUGAUAAAGUAAAAGUAUCAUGAAAAAAAGGAUUAGCAAGAUCAUGCUUAAAAAAAUGUAUCAGAGCUAAAAUUCUGACAAAUGGAACAAUUGAUUAAUUGCUGUUUAUUUCUUAAUAGAGGAUUAUGGGAUGUUGGCUUCUUGGAGUCAGCAGGUAUUUCCUGUUUGGAGCAUGCGGGGGAAGGGUCACUCAUUCCAGUUCUCUAUAUACAGUCAAUGGUCAAACAUGACUGAUUUGACUGAAGAAAGAUUUAAAAACAGCAAUCUGAGAGUUGAAACUUAAAAGCAGAAAAUUUGAAACUGAAGAGAACAUAAAGGUUAUUUUAUAAUUGCAGAAAUCAGUGUUCGGUUUUUCAAAGUCUGUUUUCAUUUUUAUUCAUGUUGAGUUUUAACACCAGUUUUCCAGUUUCAAAUUGUUGUAUUUCAGUUUUCAAAACCCCGGAGCCAUACGUUUAGCAGAAAACAGAUCUCUAUAGUGAGCAGCUGGAGAGUCAACACGGCACAGUCUGGAAUUUCUGUCAGGAGCUUGUUCAGUGCCAACCAGAGCACGCAGGCAAAGGUGAAAUAAGGGGAAUCCUUCCAGGUGCAAAUCAAAUUAACUCUGGAAAGCUUCCAAUGCCUUAAAGUGCCCU